UGGGCGGGGUCUUGGCCGAGGACUCCGUUGCUAGGGCUCCUUAGCAACGCAAAGAGAGGCCUGCGUUGAGCUCAAGAUGGAGAAGGGAAUGAGGCGCUGAAGGGCCCCAGAAGGCCAUGGCUCCCACGCUGUGCAAGAAAGGGCCACAGCCAGCCCGUACAUAUGAAGAAUUUUUACUCUCUAAUAACUUGGACGAUUGGCCAAGAUUUCCCUACAUGCAGGACCUGGACACCCACCCUUUAUUUACUCAGUUAAAGAAUGACUAUCCGUUGAACACCCUCACUAAACACCUUCGUGACCAUGUUCCACUGGUCACUGACACCAUUUCCAACUUAGAAAAAAAGGUUCAUGAAUGCAAAAUAAAAGUACACGAACAUGCUAAACACAUAUUUAACCUAGAAUCUGAAAUAGAUAACCAAGGGCUAGACACAGGUUCUGAAUUACAGGACAUGAAGAAGAAGAAGAAAGUUAAGGUUUCUGCAGAUGUCAAAAAAGACUCCCGUUGUAAAACAGUUGAGAAUUUCAAGUUCCCUGGUUUUCACCUACAGAAACUCACAAAGCUCCCAAACAAUCUAGAAGCUGCACAACUCUGGGAUUUGGUUCUAAAAGUUCAAACUUUCAAGAGUGUAUACGUAAAGGUUUUGAAGACGUUAUUUUUCUCAGACGCAUCUCUUGCGAUUUUACAGGAUUGCUUUUGGUGGUUGUUUCUUCAUAAAUUCAAGCCUGAUCAAGAUGAACAGGAUCACUUUUUUGACAGAAUAUCAGACAGCUUUGUGACGCUUCUGUUGAGUACUCCCAAUUACAUAAAGGAUCCUUUCUUUCAGAUGUAUCCUGACUGCUUGUCACAAACCAUAUAUGUUACUUUUUGUGAAGCUUUUCCUGAUUCCCACAAGCAUUUUAAUGAUGAGUUUAAAGAAGAAUUGAUGGAUUUGGUUUUCCAAUGGAUAAGAGGUUUUAAGCCGCGAAAAGAUGCUUGGAAGGAAUGGAAAAUAUGGUUGUUGGGAAACAUGCAAAAAGAUUCCUCCCAUCAGUUAUCACGUGAGAAAUUUCUUCAAACAUCGUCAAAAUCGCACUCUUCAAUGUUCCAGAGCUCGGACAGAAUUCAGCAGGAAUGCAGUAAUCUCAAGGAAAGAGCACCCGGGCCAGUGCGGUUUCAGUUGGGAAAGGAAGUCCCCAAGAAAAAGCCAAAGAAAGAAAAGAAAGAAAAGAAAGAGUCUCAUUAUAUUGGGGAUGGGCCAGACUUCCAGCGUUCGCUAUUCAACCUUGGUGGCCAAAGUCCACUCGUCCUGUAUUAUUUUAAGAUGCAUGGAAUUGGCAAUUCUUUAGCGAACAGUCGGGCUUACAGGAUCAAUCACCAUGAAAUCUGCAAAAUACCACCCGUUUCUCCGACUUAUCUAGAUGUUAUUGAGACGAGUCAAAGGUUUUCACAAAAUCUGCGCUUGGAUUUCAUUGACUUCGAACAUAAGUGCCAUGAGGAACUCGCACAGAUCGUAGACGAAAGGAAAAAAAUGAGCAAGAAAUACAAAAGGAUGUUGAAAACCAUCACCAAGAAGCCGACUGACGCAAGGUUAAGAACAGAGAAAUUUCUUGCCCAAAUGGAAAGUGCAAAGCCACGGCAAUAUGGAACAACUGUUUAAAGACUUCUAGCCUUAAGAGGUGCGUGGCAACAGCUGAAUUUGAUUCAGUGACAUAUUUGUUAUUAAAUGUACCCCUUUCUUUCAAGUCAAUAAAAAUGAGACAGUGCAACUUU
This is a messenger RNA of Anolis carolinensis (green anole), 1750 nucleotides long. RefSeq names its product family with sequence similarity 227 member B (gene fam227b). The coding region runs from base 117 to 1637 and encodes 506 amino acids. The transcript is spliced from 17 exons. Lineage: Eukaryota; Metazoa; Chordata; Lepidosauria; Squamata; Anolidae. The record is from RefSeq and is a predicted model, not a curated record.